Tarenaya hassleriana is the source of this 1351-nucleotide messenger RNA. RefSeq names its product pentatricopeptide repeat-containing protein At4g21190. The transcript is spliced from 6 exons. The coding region runs from base 152 to 1072 and encodes 306 amino acids. Lineage: Eukaryota; Viridiplantae; Streptophyta; Magnoliopsida; Brassicales; Cleomaceae. The record is from RefSeq and is a predicted model, not a curated record. Gene Ontology annotation, molecular function: protein binding.
CGAAAAACGCACCCCGCCUGUUUGGAUGCCGAGAAAAUCAGAGGGAAAGUGAGGAGCGAGAGAGAAAACUCUUUACACUGCCUACGAUUCUGGAACUGCUUGUGCUUCAGGAGGUGAGCAAAGGCCUCCUCUCCUUCGAUUCAUAAGUAGGAUGCUUUGCUUGAGGUAUUCGAUUCCAUAUAUUCCUCAGACAACAAAGGAUUCAGCUAAGGUUUUCAAGCGGCCUUACAAUGUCGUGAUCUGUGCAGCGAGAGGUCCACGGCCAAGAUAUCCUCGAGUAUGGAAAACGAGGAAGAGAAUCGGGACUGUCUCCAAGGCGGCAAAGCUCAUUGAUUGUAUAAAAGGAUUGUCAAAUGUGAAAGAAGAAGUUUAUGGGGCACUUGAUUCUUUCAUUGCAUGGGACUUAGAGUUCCCUCUUGUCACUGUCAAGAAGGCACUUCAGACACUUGAAGACCAAAGAGAGUGGAAGAAGAUUAUUCAGGUGACGAAAUGGAUGCUGAGCAAAGGCCAAGGGAGAACGAUGGGAACUUACUUCACGUUACUAAAUGCAUUAGCCGAGGAUGAACGGCUCGAUGAAGCCGAGGAGUUGUGGAACAAAAUCUUCAUGGACCACCUUGAAGGAACUCCACGGAAGUUCUUCAACAAAAUAAUUGCCAUCUAUUACAAGAGAGGGAUGUACCACAAGCUGUUCGAGGUGUUUGCUGACAUGGAGGAGCUUGGAGUGAAACCAAACGUGGCGAUCGUAUCAAUGGUGGGUAGAGUGUUUCAGAAGCUAGAUAUGAUGGACAAAUACGAGAAACUGAUGAAGAAAUAUCCUCCACCGAAGUGGGAAUACAGAUACUUAAAAGGAAAGCGCAUUAGGGUUCGAGCAAAGCGGCCAAACGAACUCAGCGAUGGUGAAGGAGGCGUAAGCGAUGAUGACAGUGCGUCUGAUGACAACUUAACCAGUAAAGCUGAAACAGUGUUGGAAGAGGAAACAGAUGCAGACAAUGAGAAUCACAGCGAGGAAGAAGAAGAAGAAGAAGAAGGAGAAGUUCCUGUUUCAAAUCAAUCAGAGAUUGGAGCUUCUUGAUCAAACGGCUUCUUGAUUUGAGAGCUUCUCUAUGAGCUAUUGAAACGGGGAUCACUGUAUCAGUGCUUAAUGCCACUUUAGUUUCAGACAAGAGAAGGGAUGUCCAAAUUCCGAAGCUCGCAUGUGGUUGGAAGCUUAAGCUCAUUAACGUGAAGACAGAAGAUUCAUCUUCUCUUUCUACCAUCUACAGAUUAAACAUGUAAAAUUAUAACUAGUGGAUCGCUCAAGUAAAAUUCAAGUUCAUUUAUUUUAGCUUUAGAUAAAUUAUAACCAUUCUGA